AUAAAACUUGAUGCGAGGUCAUGUUGGCACUGCAUGAUCUGCAGACAUGACGACGAGCAUUGACAAGGACGACGCUGGGACAAGAUCAACAGCUUCGACGCUCGCCAUCCACGACGGCCAUGACGCCAUAAGCGAGAAGUCAAAGUCCGAGUCGAGUGACUCGCCAGCAGCAGAACUUGAACCCAGCGCCGAGGCCUCCCGCCCCGAGUCGACGAUAACGGAGGAUGCAGCACCGGAAACAGCACUCGCGCCGCCUGCCCCGCCGCAGCUCCCAACGGGGCGGAGAUGGGCACUGACCCUCAUCGUGAUGUUCAGCAUGGCGAUGAACGGCGGCGCGCAAACGGGCCUCAACAUCGCCCUGCCGCUCAUCCAGACCGAGCUGGGCAUCACCGAGGCCAACCUGCAGUGGGUGGCCUCGGCGUUCUCCCUCACGAACGGCUGCUUCCUCCUCAUCUCGGGGCGCGUGGCCGACGCGUACGGGCGCAAGCGGUGCUUCAUCGGCGGCAUGCUGUGGUAUGCGGUCUGGUGUCUGGUCGGCAGCUUCAUGCACUCUGGCCCGGCACUGAUCGUGACGCGUGCGAUGGCCGGUGCGGGCGCCUCCAUGGGUAUCCCCAGCGGUAUGGGUAUCAUCGCAGGCAACCUGCACGGCCGCCAGCGCGCGACUGCCUUCGCGUGUUUCGGGGCGGGCGCGCCGAUCGGCGCCGGCACAGGCAUGGUGAUCGGCGGCCUGUUGACGGCUUACGCCAGCCAGACGUGGCGCGCCCUCCUGUGGAUCUUUACCGGCCUUGGGGUUGUCAUUGCGUCCUUCGCGUUCGUCUACGUCCCCGCCGACAAGGCCAAGGGGCCAGAACAUGACCGCCGGAUCGACUGGCUCGGCGCGGCAAUGAUCACCAGCGGUCUCGUGCUGCUCCAGUUCACUGUCAGCGACGGGGUCAGCGCGCCGCGGGGAUGGCGCGAGCCUUACGUCCCUACCCUCUUCUCCGUUUCCAUCAUCCUCAUCGCCGCCUUCUUCGUCUGGCAGUGGUACCUCAAAAACAAGACCACCUACCCCCCGCUCCUCCGCCUCGCGCUGUUCACGCGUGCGCGUGGCCGUCUUGGCGCGUACUACUUUGUCGGGUUCGUCGCGUGGACGGGCUUUGCGUCCAUCUCAUACCACGUCAACCUGUACUACCAGCAGGUCAAGCUCACCGGCCCCUUGGGCGCAGUGGUUCGCUUCCUGCCCGUCCCGAUCUCGGGCAUCAUCUGCAACAUCAUCGUGGCGCGGGUCAUCCACCGCGUGCCGCUCCAGUUUCUGGUAUGCUUUGGCGUCUUCUGUACCGGACUAUCGGCGACCUUCUUGGCCCUGUCAGGCCGCGACACCCUCUACUGGACGUUCCCCUUCAACGCAAUGUACCUUGUCGUGAUUGGCGCCGACUUCCUCGUGCCCACGGGCUCCAUCUUCGUCUCACUCAUGGCCCUCCCGCAAGAGCAGUCAGUUGCCGGUGCCCUAUUCCAGACCCUCCUGCAGCUGGGUGGGUCGUUCGGCCUGACCCUCACCUCGGUCAUCGCCACGACCUACUCCAACAAGGCUCGAGCACGCGGCGAGGAUGAGAUCGACUCCAUACUGAAGGGUUUGCAGGCCUCGUUCUGGCUCGCAGCAGGGUUGGCCUUCACUGCGUUUGUCAUCGCGGUCAUCUUCCUGCGCGGUAUCGGUAUUGUGUCCGAGAUCGCCCAGAGAAAGAACAAGGAGGCAGCCGAGCCCGCGCCGCAGACAGAGAAGGGCGAUACCCAUGUCUAA
Messenger RNA from Vanrija pseudolonga, 1777 nucleotides. Its product is annotated as Efflux pump terG. Lineage: Eukaryota; Fungi; Basidiomycota; Tremellomycetes; Trichosporonales; Trichosporonaceae. The record is from RefSeq and is a predicted model, not a curated record. The coding region runs from base 47 to 1777 and encodes 576 amino acids. Gene Ontology annotation, molecular function: transmembrane transporter activity. Gene Ontology annotation, cellular component: membrane. Gene Ontology annotation, biological process: transmembrane transport. The transcript is spliced from 5 exons.